AUGAAGUUCAAUUCGUUUGAAGAUUUGUUGAGCUAUUAUGAACAUUAUGCUAAAACAUGCGGGUUUGGGGUGAUGACACAAAGGAGUGAGAGGUUAGAGGAUCAAAGUAUCAGAUAUGUCACUCUUGGUUGUUCACGAGAAGGGAAGGCCCGUAAUAAGAGUUCCAUUGUCACCAAUCCACGUCUGAUGGAAAAAACGGACUGUAAGGCAAGGACUAAUGCCUUAAGAAUUGAGGGAAAGAUGCGAUUGACUACAGUCCAUAAUACACAUAAUCACGAUCUCAGUCCAAUGAAAUCCCGCUUCUUUCGAUGUAACAUAGAAGUGAGUGAGUUCGUUAAAAGAGUCAUAGACACAAACGAUUUAGCUGACAUCCGAUUAAAUAAGAGUUACGGAUCUCUUGUCGUUGGCGUAGGUAGCUUUGAGAACCUUCCAUUUUUGAAAAAUGAUUGUCACAAUUACAUCGACAAAGCUCGACAUCUACAACUUGGCGCAGAUGGUGUUGAAGCACUUCGAGAUUAUUUUAUGAAGUACAAGAAUAACGUGUUUUUUGCAUUGAUAGAUUUAGACGAUGACGUGAGGUUAAAGAAUGUUUUUUGGGUAGAUCCACGUAAUCGGGCAGCCUACCAGUAUUUUGGUGAUGCAGUUACAUUCGACACCACAUACUUGAAGAAUAAGUAUGGGAUGCCCUUUGCACCAUUUGUUGGUGUAAACCACCACAGGCAGUCGAUUCUUCUGGGAGCUGGGUUGAUUUCUAGUGAGGACACGGAGACCUUUAUAUGGCUAUUCCAAACCUAG
Molecule: messenger RNA, 795 nt
Organism: Juglans regia (Persian walnut)
Lineage: Eukaryota; Viridiplantae; Streptophyta; Magnoliopsida; Fagales; Juglandaceae
Product: protein FAR-RED IMPAIRED RESPONSE 1-like
Exons: 1
Coding region: 1-795 (264 amino acids)
Source: RefSeq, a predicted model, not a curated record